Messenger RNA from Puccinia graminis f. sp. tritici CRL 75-36-700-3, 177 nucleotides. RefSeq lists its product as uncharacterized. Bases 1 to 177 code for a protein of 58 amino acids. The transcript is spliced from 2 exons. The record is from RefSeq and is a predicted model, not a curated record. NCBI's taxonomy places the organism in Eukaryota, Fungi, Basidiomycota, Pucciniomycetes, Pucciniales, Pucciniaceae.
AUGAGUCAUCUUAAACGUGGUGACUGGAUCACGUUUGGCGGGAAGGCUGGUAUUGACUCGUUCAAGGACACUCACAUUGUGGAAUCGACGUUGAUCGUAACCCCUGUGCCUUGGAAAGGUCUCCAGCCUGGAACUCCUAGGACGAUCCGAAUCAACCCGAUAUCACCUCAGAUCUAA